Molecule: messenger RNA, 342 nt
Organism: Dibothriocephalus latus
Lineage: Eukaryota; Metazoa; Platyhelminthes; Cestoda; Diphyllobothriidea; Diphyllobothriidae
Source: the annotation of a GenBank genome assembly
AUGGAUAGCACCCCGGAGGAGGAACAAGAACUCUUACAACAGAGUGGCGCAUAUAGCUAUUUGCUUCGCCUCUGCGAUUCGCACCCUGGGCUGUACACCUUCCUCCUUUAUGAUGGCGUCCGCAUCAAAAAAUAUAGAAUUGAGGUAAUAACUCUCUGGUGGUCACUGGAGGACGUAGAACCGGCCUCCGGAGACAACUGUGCGGAACCGCCAGCGUCUGAGGACGCAUCGGACGCCUCCGACUUCCACUGCACCGAAAAGACCCAGGAGUCACCGGUCGCACGCAUCAAACCCCUGCCCAAAGUGCUUUAUGACUCUGUGCAGCGGUUUUCACAUAAAUAA